AUAGGUGUGUGUGCGUGUGGCGUGUGCUGCCCUCUGUUGUCGGAGCUUGACAGGCCACGUCAUUUUUCGGUGUUUUGGCGAGUAUCUAAUCGAUCAAAAUGAAUAUUUUUAGGCUAACGGGAGAUCUCUCCCACCUUUUAGCCAUUAUUGUUCUUCUCGUGAAGAUUUGGAAAACACGAUCAUGUGCUGGAAUCUCUGGAAAAUCACAGCUGCUGUUUGCGCUUGUGUAUACCACCCGUUAUCUGGAUCUGCUCAGCACAUACAUCUCUGCCUAUAACACAUUCAUGAAGCUUGUCUUCAUAUCUGCUUCAUAUGCAACAGUGUAUUUAAUCUACAUGAAGUUCAAGGCCACUUAUGACCACAAUCAUGACACCUUCAGAGUUGAAUUUUUGAUCUUGCCUGCAUUUGUUCUCUCCAUCCUCAUUAAUCAUGAUUUUGCUGUUCUUGAGAUUCUGUGGACAUUCAGCAUCUAUUUGGAAUCUGUAGCUAUUCUGCCCCAGUUAUUCCUUGUGUCAAAAACUGGAGAAGCUGAAAGCAUCACAUCCCACUACCUCUUUGCUCUGGGUUCAUACCGAGCAUUGUACCUGCUGAACUGGAUUUACCGCUAUUAUGCUGAGGACCACUAUGAUCUCAUUGCAAUUGUGGCUGGUGUUGUACAGACUGUGUUGUACUGUGACUUCUUUUAUCUCUAUGUAACCAAAGUGCUUAAGGGAAAGAAGUUGCAACUACCUGCAUAAGAGACAAGAAGAAUGUCUACUCAAAGCUUUUACUGUACUUGUUCCUCCUUGUGGGACGUUAUUUCCUUGCAAAGUAACAUGCAUGUACAAAAUUACGUCUUGCUCUGUUAAGCAUAUGCGUAGUGAGAUCGCUUGCAGUUAUUGGGCAUUAUUGUUUUCCUCCCAUCAAGUUUUGUCAAACUCCUGUUUAGUAUAUAAUGUAUACUCUAGCAUCUAGAAAACUUAAAUUUUAUCUUGUGAAAUAUUUGAUGGUAUGGAGAAUGGAGACUGAUGACUGCAAUAUUGCAAAGGCAGAAGAGAUCUUACAAUAUCUUCAUAGUCAAAGGGUGUUCCAAUUUAACUCUUGUGCAUAACACUUAAAUUAUUUGAGGGAGAUAAUUUACAUAAGUGACAAGGCCGUGAAGAUGGUGCUUCUUGUUAACCAAGACUUGUAAUUUUCUGUUUGAAUGUGUGAGUGUUUUUUUCUCUUUCUUUUUUUUUUUUUUUUACUCUUGCGUUAGAGGUAUGAUAUAUAUUUAGUGUAGAUAAUAGCAUUUGAGGAUGCACUUUUUAUUGUUUAGCAUUAAAUUUUAUGGGAUUUUCCAAAACUUAAAUUUAAUGUAAUUAUUUCAUGAUUCAUUACAUUAUGCUGUGAAAUUGGAGUAGGGUUUUUUAGUAUUGUCUUCAAUCCAUUAUUCUUGAUGUUGUGAUCCCAUCUUGAAAGAUGAAGACAGUCUUCAAAUACAUAAAUAUUUUUUCUUUCAAAGUUUUUAAAAUGAUCUAUUGUGAGAUUUGGUGUGACUGAAUGUUGACAAAUCACUACAUAAAGUCGUGAUUUUUUUCUAUGGGGACAUUAUUUUAUUAAUGAAUUGCUCUGAAUCCUAAUUAACACAAUUGACUAAACCAUUGACCACUAUUUUCAUCAAGUUUUAAAAUCAUGGGUGGAACUUCUUUCUUGCCUCCCUUUCCACAAUGUAUGCUUGUUUGAUUUAAUGUCAAAUUUAUGGUACAAAUUGGACAGCUGUGUAUGUAGUGUCUUAUUCUGUGUUCAUAAUCAUGCUAAUCAGAUGCAAAGCUCCUGUGAGUGCCAAAGGAAUUGUUAGCAAUACAGCACAAGGAAAGUAAGCAAUUUACUUCAUGAAUUUUUAUUUAUUCAUUUGGUCAGGAUUCAGCAACUGAGCCUUUUCACAGUUGAGCCCAAGCUUUCAUCCAUCCAUCAGAUCAGCAAGCCAUCAGCAGUCCCCUUUAUUCCAAACUAAACCAUUAAGCCUUAUGUAUCUGCUAGUCCAUAAUUGAUUAUCCUAAGGAAGUGUGCUUUGAAAGGUUCUCACCCCACAUUAAAUUGUCUCCUCACAUUAAGUAAGAGAAAUUUCACCUUCUCUCUCUUCUUGAUCUGGUUUCAACAAUUUCUGAAAUUGUGGGAUAUUUUCAAUUGUUUUGCUAGUCCUUUUUUCUAGAUAGAAUAUACUUACCUAGGAUAAAGAGAGGGGCUAUAGGGCAGAUCAUUUGUUUACAUGGCAUUCAUGGCUCAGUUGUAUUUCCAAUGAAACGUUCAGUUUGAAUAAAGAGCAUUUUAUCUA
Messenger RNA from Thrips palmi, 2296 nucleotides. It is a transcript of the gene KdelR, whose product is annotated as ER lumen protein-retaining receptor. The record is from RefSeq and is a predicted model, not a curated record. The coding region runs from base 99 to 737 and encodes 212 amino acids. Gene Ontology annotation, biological process: endoplasmic reticulum to Golgi vesicle-mediated transport; protein retention in ER lumen. The transcript is spliced from 6 exons. Gene Ontology annotation, molecular function: ER lumen protein retrieval receptor activity. Gene Ontology annotation, cellular component: endoplasmic reticulum; cis-Golgi network; membrane. Lineage: Eukaryota; Metazoa; Arthropoda; Insecta; Thysanoptera; Thripidae.